This is a messenger RNA of Cladocopium goreaui, 1839 nucleotides long. Lineage: Eukaryota; Dinophyceae; Suessiales; Symbiodiniaceae. The record is from the annotation of a GenBank genome assembly.
AUGGGGAACAAGUGCUGCGUUUGCGACACCGGCCUAGAAAAAAGCAACGUGCCAAGGCCCAAUGCACAGCCAGUGGUAGAGGAUCUUCCAAUGGAGUUCCCUAUGUGGCUGAUGCCAGCUAGAGUUUUAAUCACGCUGAAACCACCUUUGAAACCGCACAAGGACAUGUUGGAAGCAGGACAUUUGAUCCAAUGGAGAAGUGGUCACCCCAACAAGGUGAUGUUGAUCUCACAUCAAUGGGCUGGACGGAGACAUCCAGAUCCCAAGUUCGAACAAUUUUCCGUCCUUCAAAAGGCCUUAGUAGAGAUGUCCAACGGGAACUGCUCAGUGUCCAAGGAUCCAAGCAGCGAGUUGUCUGAGUUGAACGGCGGCCCCAAACACACCUUGCCCAGCAUCGAGGAGCAGAAAAGCGUUUUGGACUGGGACGUGUGGUAUGACUAUUUCGGCUGCCCUCAGAUUGAUGACCGUGCCUAUGAUUCGGGCGCUUCCGAGUUGCAGGCGGCAGUGAAUAGCAUCCCUGCGUAUUGCAACGUUGCAGAUUUUGUCUUUGUGCUGACACCGUCCAUCACCCAUGUGGACACCGGUGCCACAAUGGGUCGCAGCACCUGGGGCAUGCGAGGUUGGUGCCGUGCCGAGCGCACCGCUGCCGUGCUCUCCCGCAAUGAGAAGCUGCUCCUGUUCAUUUGUUCUCCGACCUCAGUGCUGGUGUCCAACGGCAACGAAUGGGUUAGGGCCUGGCCAGGUGAGGGAGACUUUACCGUCGAGGCUGAUCGACCCAAAGUGAAGCAACUCACCAACGAGCUGUUGCAACUCAAGUGUCAGUCGCUCUGGACGAAGCGUGACAUGCCCAGGUGGCGUUUCUACAAGGCGCUGGGCCCACGUGGCCAGGGCCAUCCUCCAAUGGAGUCUCAGGAAGAUGUAGCCAGCUUCCUUCAGCGUUACAACAUGGAGAGCGAGCUGCAUCACUUUGAACAAGGCGGACUGAGCCCACUGAUGCUGGCCAGUAUUGAAGGGAACCUGAGGGUGAUCACCGAGCUGAUCGAAUCCCAGGCAGAUCCCAAUGAGGUCAUGCAGUCGGACAUCAAAGAUGCACAACUGGAUGGGCAUCACACCGCCCUAUCACUGGCUGCGGCCCUCUCCACGAGGCCAACAGUAAAAUUGCUUCUACAAUUGAAAGCUGAUAUGCACGUCCCGAAGGACAAGUUGGGAAGCAAUGCGAUGAUGACCGCCGCGCGCUUCGGCAACCACGAAGUGGUACCGCUGUUGUGCGCAGGUCCCUCAGAUUUGUUGAGACAAAAUUUCUUCGGUGGCCGUGCAUUGCACGUGGCCUCCAUUUCGGAGAACCCCGAGGUCACCAGGAUGUUGCUGCAGAUGCGAUCAGACCCGGAUGUUGCCACCAACAUUGGCUGUGCCGUUCUUUGCUUUAAUCCUCAAUAUGGCACCAAUCCGGCCCAUACGCAGUUCCUCCUGCAGGCACGCGCCAAUCCAAACAUCAGCUUCGAACCCAUUGGCAACAGGGCACUUUCGCUCUGUGACCACUGGAUGGGCAAAGUACGGAACGGCACGGCCUCACUGGCCGAGAUGAACCUGGCACUGGGCAACCGCGGCACCGCGCUGCAUUUUGCAGCACUAAAUGGAUCUUUGGAGAUUGCCAAGCUCCUUUUGGAGCACGAGGCCGAUCCGAGCGCCACUUGGAGCGAACGUCGAUACACGCCGCUUCAACUGGCUCAGCAGCAAGGUCAAGAGGCCUUAGUCGAGUUGCUGAAGUCCGCCAAGCCGAAGGUCCAUCAAGUCAUUCCCCCCCCAGAGGACACACCCACUACGGAUGCGCCAGCCUGA